UAGAGUGUCUUGCCAGCUCCGUCAACCACCGCCUCCGCCUCCGCGUGCCACCGCCAUGAAUGGCGAAGCCGGCCAGGAUUCAGGGACGAGUCUGUAUGCAGCGCUGGCGGAGCGGUGCCGGAGCCUGGAGGCGGGCCUGGCGAGCCUCCAGCAACAGUUGGAUGUGCUGUUGCGAGAACAGAGUAGUAGGAGCUGUGAGGAGUCCGGACAAGAGGUGGCGUCGGAUUCAGGUGACUUGACGUCAUAUCCCGGCUGGGGUUACGUCCCCGGAGCAUUCUUUGACGGGAGUCCGUACAAGAACGUGUUAGAAUACAUGGGACAUGCAGUUCACGUUAGCAGACCUGCUACUGAGGAGAUCAUCUACUGGAACAGAUCAGCUGAAAAACUGUACGGAUAUAAAGAUGAAGAAGCAAUCGGACAAAGUGCCAUAGAACUGCUAAUUGACAGAGAGCAUCAGGAAUGGGCUGCAUCUAUAUCGGAGAGGUUGUGGCCAGGGUCAGGGAAGACAUGGUCAGGGCAAUUACCCUGCAAGAAAAGGUCAGGUCAGAGGUUUAUGGCAAUGGUGACCAAGAAUCCAUUGUAUGAGGAUGAAGAGCUUGUAGGUGUCAUCACUGUUUCAAGUGAUGCAGCUUUAUUCAACAGCAUAACAUUGGGAAAUCUUAAUAGAUCAUAUGAAGCUCAACAUAAUGGCCAAGCUGGGAUAAGGACAAUAUAUCCAAAAAGGCUUCAAUGGCGUCCACGCCCUUUAAUUGCACCUUCUGUAUCCGAGCCACCUAAAGCACCUGCGGCUAAGGUUUUCUCAAAGCUGAAUAUUGCAGGAAUGGUGAAACUGUUUGGAAAGAAUCAGACAAAUGGUUGCAGUUUAGCAUCCAUGGAAGUAGAUGAGACAUGUUCUCCAGAGACCUCACAGGCUAUUAAUAAUGGACAGGGAGAAACUGAGCCAGAGCCAAAUAGGAUUGCGAAAUAUGAAAUUCGUUGGGAAGAUAUAAGAUUGAAGGAGGAAAUUGGGCAAGGCUCAUUUGCCAUUGUGUAUCGUGGAAUCUGGAAUGGAUCAGAUGUUGCUGUUAAGGUUUAUUUUGGAAAUGAAUGCAGCGAGGGGACCUUGCUUGACUACAAGAAAGAGAUUGACAUAAUGAAAAGACUUAGACAUCCAAAUGUACUGCUGUUUAUGGGGGCGGUUUCUUCACAAGAGAAACUAGCGCUUAUAACUGAAUACCUGCCCAGGGGAAGUCUCUUUAAAACGCUUCAUAAGAGCAGCCAACAAUUGGAUACUAGACGGCGUUUAAGGAUGGCCCUGGAUGUGGCUAGAGGUAUGAAUUAUUUGCACUGUAGGAAUCCGCCCAUAGUACAUCGAGACCUGAAAUCUUCAAAUUUACUGGUUGACAAGAGCUGGACAGUGAAGGUUGGGGAUUUUGGUCUUUCAAGACUGAAAAUUGCAACACUUCUUACAGCCAAAUCUGGUGGAGGAACUCCCCAGUGGAUGGCUCCUGAAGUCCUUCGCAACGAACCUUCAACUGAAAAGUCGGAUGUGUUCAGCUUCGGUGUCAUUUUGUGGGAAUUGAUGACAGAAUCGAUACCUUGGAGCGACCUCAAUUCCUUACAGGUGGUGGGAGUUGUUGGCUUCAUGGACCGCAGACUGGACAUUCCAGGAAACAUUGAUCCUAGGGUGUCUUCCAUAAUUCUCGAUUGCUGGCGAAGCAACCCCGAAGAUCGCCCUUCGUUUCACAGCAUCAUUGUGAGGGUGGUGGAUGUGAUUCAGGCAUGUAGCAGGAAGAACUAACUCAGAUCCUUGAUCUGUUUUUGUUAAUGCAGAAACACAGACAAGGCAUGGGACAAUGUUGUUGCCUGCCAUUUUGUGUCUGUGUUAGUAUUUCUUUAGGUUACAAUGUAAUCUGGUCUUUAAUUUUCCAGGCACCAAAGCAGCCCAAAGUUAUAAUCCAAUCACAAAACCAUACUGAUUAUUACAAUGCAAUUGAAUUUUCUGCAAA
Molecule: messenger RNA, 1988 nt
Organism: Ipomoea triloba (trilobed morning glory)
Lineage: Eukaryota; Viridiplantae; Streptophyta; Magnoliopsida; Solanales; Convolvulaceae
Product: probable serine/threonine-protein kinase drkA
Exons: 13
Coding region: 56-1780 (574 amino acids)
Biological process (GO): protein phosphorylation
Molecular function (GO): protein kinase activity; ATP binding
Source: RefSeq, a predicted model, not a curated record